AUUUCAGUUUGCGUCACAAGCGUAACAGCAUUAUGGGCGCCGCCAUAUUUUAUCUGGCGUUUUAAAAUCUUGAAAUAUAAGCUUUCUCAUGCUGACAAGUGAAAAAAUCAUGUCGUUGAAAAAUUCAAAAGAUUAAAUAUGAAAAUGAAUGUAUGACACAAGCCUUCAAAUAUGUACAAAUUUAAAAAAGAUCGACACAAAAAUAUUUUAUCAAUAAAGUACAUGAUAUCUGCUUGAAACGUCAAUAAAAGCGCAGCUGUGACGAAGUCCCUUCAUGCAAUUUUUUUUGGGACGCAUGUUUAUAGCCUUGGGCCUGGCGGUAAUCGUUGUGGAUUUUGAGUAGGUACCUUCUAUAAGUGUAGUAAUUUACCUUGUUAAAAAUCAUCUUCAAUCCAAACCUUAUAUUUAAUUAGUGUGCUAUUUCGUUUGGAAUCUAGAAGGCACAGGCAACCUGGCAACGAAGCUUGAAUCCAAAUCGCAAGGUUUCCGGCCGCUGGCGUCUGCUGUUACAGUUCCAAUUUGAAUUGAUUGAGCCCGCGCCGACCGGCCGUGCUCCAGUGACGUCAUGACGGGCUCCGUGGAGUUCCAGCGGCUGCCCAAGACAGUGGUGCCCCGCCACUACGCGCUCUACCUGCACCCCGACCUGGUGGGGCUCACCUUCACCGGACACGUCAUCUGCGACCUCGAGGUGAAGUCGCAAUGCAGCACAAUCGUCUGCAACUCUGCCGAGCUGGAGGUGACCGAAGUGACCGUCACGGACGCUAACGGCGUCACGCAGCGUCCCGCCGUGGAGCUGAGUGCCGAGCUGGAGACCCUCACGUGCCGGUUGCAGCAGCCGCUGGCGCCGGGCGCCGCCCAGAUGAGGCUCAAGUUCGCAGCCCCACUCACCGACAAAAUGAGGGGACUCUACCGGUGCAAGUACACCAGUCCCUCCGGCGAGGAGCGGUUCGCGGCGGCCACCCAGUUCGAGGCGACCGACGCGCGCCGCUGCUUCCCCUGCUGGGACGAGCCGGCGCUGAAGGCCACCUUCGAUAUCACACUGGUGGCGCCCAGAGACCGGGUGGCGCUCUCCAACAUGCCGGUAUCGCGUGAAGAGGAGUACCCGGGCCGGCCGGAGCUGCGCGUGGUCCAUUUCGCCACCACACCCAUCAUGUCCACCUACAUCAUCGCCUGCGUAGUGGGCGAGUUCGACCACAUCGAGACCACCUCGGAUAACGUCUGUAUCCGCGUCUACACGCCGCUCGGAAAGGGAGAGAUGGGCCGGUUUGCGCUCGACUGCGCCGCCAAGAUCCUGCCCUACUACAAGGGCUACUUCGGCUCCGCCUACCCGCUGCCCAAGCUCGACCUAAUCGCCAUCCCAGACUUCGCUUCAGGUGCUAUGGAGAACUGGGGCCUGGUGACGUUCCGCGAGACGUGCAUCCUGGUGGAUCCGGUCAACACCUCGACGGCUCGCCGUCAGUUCUGCGCCCAGGUGGUGGGCCACGAGCUGGCGCACAUGUGGUUCGGUAACCUGGUGACCAUGGAGUGGUGGACGCACCUGUGGCUGAACGAGGGGUACGCCGAGUUCGCCAUGUACCUGAGCACCGACUACCUCUUCCCGCACUACAAGAUCUGGAUGCAGUUUGUCUCCGAGUGCUAUAUGGGCGCGCUGGCGACCGACUCACUCAGGACGUCCCAUCCGAUCGAGGUUCCCGUCAGCAAUCCAUCUGAGGUGGACGAGAUCUUCGACGGUAUCAGCUACGACAAGGGCGCCUGCGUCAUCCGCAUGCUGCACGAGUUCCUUGGACAUGAGGCGUUUAAGCGCGGUAUGAACCUGUACCUGAAGCGGCACCAGUUCGGUAACACGUUCACCGAGGACCUAUGGGCCGCGCUGGAGGAGUCCAGCGGCCGGCCCGUGCGGGACGUCAUGUCCACGUGGACCCGACAGACCGGCUACCCGGUGGUACGCGUCUCUGAGAGGCGCGAGGGCACCACACGUAUCAUCACCGCCAGUCAGAGGCGCUGUCUGGCAGACGGAAAACCGGACGCCGACGAUCAGAUGUGGAUGGUACCGCUAUCGUUCAGCUCCUCCCAGUCGCCCUCGGAGACAAUCCACAAGGUGAUUCUCUCGGAGCGGACCACCGAGGUGCGUCUGGAGAACAUCGGGCCCGACGACUGGGUCAAACUGAACCCCGGAGCAGUGGGAUUCUAUAGGGUACAGUACCCUCCGGAGAUGCUGGAACAGUUCAAAUCGGCCAUCGCCACCAAGGUGAUGCCGGCGCUAGACAGAAACAGCCUGGUCGACGACCUGUUCGCACUGGUGCAGGCCGGCGACAGUUCGACGGUGGACUUUCUGCGGCUGGCGCGCUCGUUUGUCGACGAGGACGAGUUCACGGUGUGGUCGUGUCUGCUGAGCAGCCUGCGCCGCCUGUGGCCGCUGCUGCAGCACACGGAGAUGCUGGAGCCGUUCCACGCCUACUGCCGACAGCUGCUGCGCACCAUUCACAAACGGCUCGGCUGGCAGCAGCGCGAGGGAGAGGGUCACAUGACGACCCUGCUGCGGCCGAUGGUGAUCGCCCACCUGGUAUCGUUUAACGACCAGCCGACGCUGGCCGAGGCGGAGCGUCUGUUCCGCGCGCACCAGGAGGGCACAGGCACACUGCACGCCGACCUGCGCAGCGCCGCCUACCGGGCCGUGCUCAAACGAGGCGGGAAGGCCGAGUUCGAUAUGAUGCUCAAGCUAUACCGGGAGGCUGAGAUGCUAGAGGAAAAGAACCGGAUCGCGCACGCGCUGGGCUCCAUCCCGGACCCGGAGCUGCUCACCAGCGUACUCGAGUUCGCCCUCUCGGACGAGGUUCGCGCCCAGGAGUCGGUGUUCGUCAUGAUUUCCGUGUCGGCCAACCGGCUCGGACACGAGCUCACCUGGGACUUCUACAAGCGUAACUGUCAGAUCCUCUGUGACCGGUACAAGGGUCGCCUGCUGGCCCAGCUGGUCAAGUCUCUGACCGAGGACUUCACCACGGAGGAGCGCGCUCUCGAGGUGGAGCAGUUCUUUGUCGAGCACCCGCACCCGGGAGCCGAGCGGAGCAUCCUGCAGUCGCUGGAGACGAUCCGCCUGAACGCUGCCUGGCUGCAGCGCGACCGGCAGGCGCUCUCCGAGUACCUGGCGCAGUGUCAGUAGCGGCCGCCCGCGGCGCCACCUCCGCCGUACCAGCCGAACGCUGUGUGGAAUGCAUUGUCCGAUUAGCACCGUGCUUGCAUGCGUUUGAUAUUGAUAAUGAGCGUCAUGUCCCACCACGUUGUAUAUCAAGUCAUGUGUUCGGUCCGCGCUAAGGCGCACUUGAUUCCCAUAGCAUAAUUCGAUCGCGCUAGCGAUGGGCUUGUUGCAGACGGUCGCGGGGCGCCCGCCGCGGCUCUGGGCGCUCCGAUGUACCGGGACGGUCUGAGAACCGCCGCCGGCGUCUGCCGGAGCCGGCGGCCGGCCGUCCCGCGCCGUGCUGCGCCGUUAUCAGUUCUCGACGUGGCCAUGGACUUGGUUGUGAUUUGUACAAAGCAAGUGCGCACAGUCCAUCGCCCUUCGGUCGCAGCUCGCCCCGGCGGCGUCGCCUCUUUUCGCCAUGCUUGAGUACAAUUACUGUCUGAACAAACGUUUGUUGAUUUUCUGUUCUCCGUUGAGUAAAUGCCAGUUAAUUGACACACGCCCACACCCAGUUGCCCCCAUGUUGACGCUUGCCCGGUGUUCGCUAGUGUCGUGUCUGCCGAGCUGUGAGACGCCCUCAUACCUCAGCUGUUGUGACCCAGCGGAGCGACGGAAGACACUCGGCGAAACUUAGCUCAGUCUGAUAAAUUGCCCACGGCCAUUCAUGUCAAAUGCGUGGAUUAGACACAAUGGAUUAAAUUGGAUUUGUUUGAUAGUCUGUGUCGUCUAUGAUGCAUAUAUGAUAAAUACAAUAGUAUGCAACA
Messenger RNA from Amphibalanus amphitrite, 3942 nucleotides. RefSeq names its product puromycin-sensitive aminopeptidase-like (gene Psa). The coding region runs from base 566 to 3160 and encodes 864 amino acids. Gene Ontology annotation, cellular component: cytoplasm. Gene Ontology annotation, molecular function: metalloaminopeptidase activity; peptide binding; zinc ion binding. NCBI's taxonomy places the organism in Eukaryota, Metazoa, Arthropoda, Thecostraca, Balanomorpha, Balanidae. The record is from RefSeq and is a predicted model, not a curated record. The transcript has 16 exons. Gene Ontology annotation, biological process: peptide catabolic process; proteolysis.